Messenger RNA from Chlorella variabilis, 4074 nucleotides. RefSeq lists its product as hypothetical. Gene Ontology annotation, cellular component: nuclear pore; nuclear pore inner ring. Gene Ontology annotation, biological process: protein localization to nuclear inner membrane; protein import into nucleus; transcription-dependent tethering of RNA polymerase II gene DNA at nuclear periphery. Gene Ontology annotation, molecular function: structural constituent of nuclear pore. Lineage: Eukaryota; Viridiplantae; Chlorophyta; Trebouxiophyceae; Chlorellales; Chlorellaceae. The transcript is spliced from 33 exons. The record is from RefSeq and is a predicted model, not a curated record. The coding region runs from base 1 to 4074 and encodes 1357 amino acids.
AUGUAUGGCCAGGCCCCGCCCCAGGCCUGGUCGGCAGACGGCUUGGCCGCUCGAUCACCGCCCCUGCGCGCUGCCGCCUCCCUCGCAUCUCCAGCCGCUCCGGAUGCGCUGGCAAGCGCAUGGAAGCACGUCAGGAACGUGGUGUCUGCCGACUCCCGCCCCGCCGACCUCUAUGACCUGCUGUCGCACUCCUGGCCAUCCCUGGUCCGCCCACUAUCGCCCGUCAUCAGCGAGAUGCCGGGCAUGGUGCUGGAGCGUUACAAUGCGUGCCAGACGGUCGCCUUUUGCGGCGUGUUCCCGGAGAUCAAGCGCGCCUGGGCUUCGGUAGACAACUCGCUGUUCCUCUGGCGCUUUGACAAGUGGUGGAUUGUGCUGCUGGGAGUUUGCUGCUCGCGCGGCCCUGGAGGCGGCGGCGACGACUGCGAGGAGGUCACCCUGCAGCCGCUGCCACUCUACUCGGUGCCGGCAGACAAUGUGACCAUGGUCACGGUGUCAUCCACCGCAGACGGGCGCAUCUUUCUGGGCGGAGCCGACGGCCACCUCUACGAGCUGCAGUACUCCGCAGGCGACAGCUGGCGCAGCAAGCGCUGCCAGAAGGUGUGCCACACUGGCGGCCUGCGCCAGCUGCUGCCCUCGUUCCUCCCCUCCUUCCUGUUCGGCUCGCCCUCGGCGCUCGUGGAGAUAUGCGUGGACAACCAGCGCCACUUCCUCUACACCCGUUCCCAGUCCAGCGUGCUGCAGGUGUUUGAUCUGGGCGCCGACGGCAAGGCCGCCCCCUCCAAGGCGGCAGAGAGCUCGGAGUUCCUGCACGACGCGGCGAGGGCACUGGGGGGGCGAGACGUGUUUGGGCGUGGAGGCGGCGACCGCAAGGGUGCUGCCGUUGUGUACAUGGCUCCCAUCCCACCCAGCCAGUCCCACCGCCUGCACCUGCUGACAGUCACCGCCGAUGGGCGGCGCGUGUAUUGGGGUGCAGCUAGCUCGCGCUAUGGGUCAGACCCCGCGGGGCCGCGGCCCGACCGCCUGCGUGCCGAGGUCGCUCGCCAAGCCAUGCCCUCGGCGGUUGCCGGCGGCGGCCGCAUCGGCGCCGGCGGCACCCACGGCCCCGCGCGUGGCCUGGAGGUGGUGGCAGCCCAUUACAGCAACGGCGUGCUGCUGCUGGCAGAGGCGGCGCCAGGCGAGAGCCGCACGCGCCUCUUCAUGCUGAGCAGGGACCUGACCAUCCCACCCGUGGGCACCGCCACUGGCACCCACGUCGCGGUGGCAGGGCUGCGCGAGGCGGUGAGCCAGCUGGAGGUGCACACGCCAGGGGAGGCCUGCGCUAUCAGAAGCGUGCCGCGGCCGCCGCCAUUGCUGCUGGGUGGCCUGCUGGAGGCGGUGGCAGUGCGGGAUGAGCUCACCACGCAGAACCUGGGGCCCGCGCCGUGCUUUGUCAUGGUCACAACGGCGGGCGUGCUGGAGAUGGAGAAGAUGCGGCCUGUGGAUGUGCUGGCGCAGCUGCUGGAGCAGCGGGACGCCGCCAAACUGGAGGUGUUCUUCAAGAGCUACGGCUCCGGCGAGGCGGCCGCCAUGUGCAUCCUGCUGGCCACGGCGGGGCCGCCGCAGGCGUCUGCCUCCGUGGUGGCACAGGCAAAGGGUGCCCUAGACAACCCGAGGCUGUGCGGCGAACCGCAGCUGCGGGAUGCCGCCGACGGCAUGGCAGCCGCGCCUGCAUUUGGCGCAGCCCCGGGGGCUAGUGCGGACGACGGGCUGGCAUCAGGCUUCGACAUGGGAGCGGUGGUGCCUGUGGCGGAGCCCGAGUGGUCUGGCGCGCACCACGGCCUCUGCCUGUACGCCUCCCGCGUGCUGCAGGCGGUGUGGGAUGAGCAGGUGGUGGUGCCCAUGCGCAGCUCCCCGCAGCUGCUGAAGAGCAAGCUGUCGCCAGAAGCUCUGCAGUCGUUGGAAGACAAGCUGCGGGCACUGGAUGCCUUCCUAGUCGACUACCUGCACCGGAGGAGGGGGCGGCGCCCAGUGGGCGGCGCGGGCACGGCCGCAGAUGGCGGCGUGCUGCCGACCGCCAAGCGGCAGCGGCUGGAGGACGCGCAGCAGGCGGAGCUCAAGCGCACGGAGGGCGUGCGGGUGCUGGUGGCCCGCGCCGCGGAGGCCUGCUUCCUGCUGCGCGUGCUGUCGGAACACAAUGUGGGCCGCCUGGCGGCGCGGCUGGAGGAGGGCGUGCGCUCGCAGCUGCGCUCACUGCGCUUCAGGGAGUGGGUUGCCAGCGAGGAUGGCGAUGGCGUGGCCACUCAGCUCAUCUCAGUGCUGGUGGCGGAGCACCUGCUGUCCACGGGCGGCGUAGCGGAGGACCUGGCUGCGGCGCUGCAGCGCGGCUGCGGCUCCUACUUCAAAGAGGACGACAAGCUGUACUACCAGGCCUGCGGCCUGCUGCAGCGUGCAGAGGCGGCCGCAGCCAUGGCCGACCGCGAGGUGCUGACGCGGGAGGCGGUCAGCCUGAUGCUGCGCGUGCCGCUGGCCUGUGACCUGGGGCAGGUGGUGCCGCAGCUGGCCUACCUGCGUGCAGUGCAGGCCAUUGUGGACCUGCCGCUGAGGAAGGCAGCAGCGCUUGACCCGCACAACGUCGCAGCGCAGCUUGGCCCCGAGGGCGAGGCGGCGGCGCAGCGGCGGGAUGAGGCCUGCUACCAGCACACCAUGGCCGUGUUGCGCCUGCUCAUAGACCGCUCAGCCGUCACUCCGGCAUUGGAGGCGCUGGGGAAGAGCCUGAGCGACAGCGAGCGUGCUGCGUUCUGCACGCAGCUGCUAGCGCACGCGGCGGCGGCAGCCGACCCGCUGUUCCAUGACGCCCUGUACGCAACGCUGGUGCAGCUCAAGGCUGUUAAGGAGCUGCUGUCCCUUGACACGCCCUACCUUGAGGCCUACCUGAUUCGGGGCGGCGGCCUGCUGGGAGCGGCGCCAGGCGCCAGCGUUGGACCGUUGUCGGCAGGGCAGGUGGCGCACGUGGAGGUGCUGGCGCGCUUCUACAUUUCCCGCCACGAGUAUGCCAAGGCGGCUCAGGUGUAUGAGCUGUUGGCAGAUCGUGCAAGCGGGCCCGGCGAGCAGGCGGUGAGCCUGGAGCAGCGGGAGGAGCACUAUCAAGCCGCGGUGCUGCAGGCCAAGUCGUAUGGCGACGCUGAGCUGCUGGACCGGCUGGAAAGCAAGGCCCGCAUCUGCUCCCUGCAGCAACGCCUGGCCAACUGCCUGGCGGCCGCAGCUCGGUCAGCGCCGGAUGAGGUGGCACGAGAGGAGGCGGAGGCGGCUGUGAGCGAGUUGCAGGCGGUGCCCAAGCCACUUGAGGCACUGUACAAUGACUUUGCCAUCCCCUCGCAGAACUGGCUGCUGUGUCUGGAGAUGGUUCACCUGGCACACUUCAGCGACCGCACCUACGUGAGCCAGCUAUGGGACCUGGCCCUCAAAGAGGUUUGGCUGCAGCAGUGGGCCGGUGGCAGCGGCGCAGCGGCAGCUGAUGAUGGCGGCGGCAGUGAGGAGCGACGGGCUGCAGCGGCGCUGGAUGAGUGCUGCCGCUGCGUGGAGAAUCUGGGAGAGCAGUUCUAUCCAAACGACAACAGCUUUCCGGCGGCCCACGUUCUGAUGCGGCUAGAGCAGGCGGCGGCGGGCAGCUGGCCCUCGCACACCGGCGUCUUGCUGGACAGCGACAGGCUGCUGCGGGCCAUGGUCGGCGCCUGCAAGGGUUCCUAUGAUGCGGUGGUGAGGGUGUACGAGUCGCUGCUCAGUGUCCGAGGCGGUGACGAUGCUGGCGAUGCACUACAUGCACCCUCGCUGCGUCUACGCCUGCUGCGCUCGCUUGCAGCGCUCAUCGCAGCCGCCAAGGACAAGCUGCUGGAUCGUGCCCCUGGCGCUGCUUUUGGUGGCUACCGUGGCGGGCGUCGCGAGGCGGGGCUGCUGGCGGCGGCCUGCGAGGCAUACGCUGCCGAGGCGCGGCGUCUGCUGCCUGCGGCGGAGGCGGAGCAGCUGGCAGCGCAGUUUGAUGCACUCCUGACGGCUCUGCAGCCGCUGGUGGGCGGCUUCCGCGCGAUCGCCUACUGA